AUGGACCUAUUCGCUGCAUUUCUUAUAACAUCUGUAAGUUUAUUGAAUAACAUUUGAGAACCUCACUCUUAAAAUUUUUGUAGAAUAGCAUAUUUGGAAUAUACUGUAACUUUCAAGUUUUCAACAAUUAUCGGAAAAAUAAGAAGGAGAGAACAUCUUUCAAUAUGAUAUGUUUCUUCCGAUCAUUUAUAAACAUCCAUAUUUUAUCAACAACUUUUAUCGCUGUUUUUGUGCCAGCUACAAUUUUGUGAGUACCAAAUUUUUUAUUUUUAAAUUAAAAAACGAAACAUUCAGCGGAUAUUCGAUUUACAACUCUGCUAUUGAAUCAUCAAUAAUAUCUCUUUCAAUGACUUUGUAUUUUGCCAAUGAUUAUGGUGCAAUUUUGAUAUCUCUCAAUAGAUUAUUUGCACUUUAUCACCCCAUGACCUAUUCAAAAGUUUUUGGAAUGAAACCAACUUUCAUUACUUUGUUGGUGAUUCAUAUUUUACAAGUUGGAAUGAUUAUUCAGGAAUUAUUGGAAUAUAUACGUAAGAAUAUGACAAAAAAAUCAAAAGAUAUUUAUAAAAUAAGUUGCUCUAAUUUCAGCUAAAAAUUGUUAUUUAUAUUUUAAUGUGUCUAAACUUGCUUGGUCACCAACUCGAAAACCACAAUGUAUAAAUUAUGACAAUGACCUGAAUCUUUAUUACUUUGGUGGAAUUUUUAUACUUUUGUGCGUCAUUAAUUCAUUUUCUUUAGCAAAAGUGAUCAACCUCUAUACAAGAAAUGAGGUAACUUCGAGUCGUCAAAAAAUCUCACAAAAUAUUUAUUUGUUUUUUCAAACUUGUGUGCAAGAUUCUCUAUUUAUUUUGGAUAUUGUUUUUACUUUUAAGUUAGCGUGAGUUGAGUUAUCACUAUUGAGAUUCAUAUAGUUUUUUUUCAAGAGGACUAAGCGAUUCUAAAUUUUGGACAUUUAUAAGUGGCACAGUGGUUUGGCAAAGUCUUCAUUCUUUUGAUGGUUUCAUCAUGAUGAUAUUUCAUAGCAGAAUGCAAAAUAAUUCAAAAGCCAGCGAGACUACAGUUGCCGUACUUACGAAAACAACCACAAAUAAGAAUUAAUGCCAAAUUUAUAAACUAACAAAUAAAAAAAUUUGUUUCUUUGAUAAACAAUAAAUACAUGUUAACGUCAGACAUCAUUUCUUUGUAUUUCAAGUUUCAAUCUUCUGAACCUCUGAACAUGUUUGUUUUGACAAUAGUUAGAUCUACGUUAUGUUAGUCAUCUUAUCUAAUGAGUCUUCGAAUUCAUUGAUGCGAAUUAUUUAGAUUUUAGUUUUGAGAAACUUGAAAUUUUAAUGGCUGAUGCAUCUUUUCUAGCUUGUUCCACUUUAUUUGUUGUGUUUUUAUUUGGGAUCUACACCAACUUCCACGUUAUCCGAUUUCUUCUUAUUGGUAAUAUCGAGAAAACUUCAUUUAAUGUUAUUUGUGUCUCAAAAGCCUUUUUCAACGCGUUUCUUGUUACAAUUGGUUUAUCAUUGUCAUUUUUCAACAUUUUACUGUGAGUAAUCCAAAAAGCUUCGAUAAAUGUUUGAAAUAUUUCAGUGAUAAAUCUCCUCUUCCACCUAUGGGUGACAAUAUAAUAGUUAUGAUUGGUGUCAACUUCACAAUUUGUAAUAAUGUAUUUAAUGUUCUCACAGCUUUAAAUCGCUUCGGUGCAGUUUACUUUACAAAAUAUUAUGAUAUUUAUCUUAAUUCAAGAAAAACAGGAUACAUAAUUUUUGUAGUAAUUCUUAUUGCAAUAAUUGUAACCGUUAAUGAUGUUAUGGAUUAUUCCAGUGAGUUUAUCCAAAAAUGAAUUUCGUAUAAUGAUUUCACAGCACUCGAUUGUUAUUUUCAUUUCAAUACAACGUCAUUUCUCUGGCUUUUCACUGAAGAUUGUUUCAAAGUGUCAUACCUUUUUUAUGAAUAUGAAGUCAUGUAUGGUUUAAUCAUAAUCUCGAAUAUUUUUUGCUUCAUUCAACUUUACAAACUAUACAAUCAGAAAAACUUCAAGAAUCAAAAACUCCGUAGAAAUCUUUACCUUUUGAUUCAAACAUCUUGUCAAGAUUCAUUUGGUAUAAUGAGUAUAAUCGUUUCGUUCAAACUAAUGUAAAUAAUACUAAGGAAUUCCGAAUUUGAAUUUAUAUUAUUUUAGGUUAUUGUAUGACUCCGUUCCUUGGAAAUUUUUCAGUGGAACUGUUGCAUGGGCAAUAUUUCAUGGUAUUGAUGGUUUAAUUAUGAUGAUUUUCACGAAGAAAUUGAUGAAAAAUAUGGAGAACUCAACGAUAUCGAAUAGUCAGACAAACACUGUUCAAGUUUUGCCUAUGAAAUACUGA
Molecule: messenger RNA, 2348 nt
Organism: Caenorhabditis angaria
Lineage: Eukaryota; Metazoa; Nematoda; Chromadorea; Rhabditida; Rhabditidae
Source: the annotation of a GenBank genome assembly